AUAAUUUGUUAAUUUUCAAAAGAAAAAUUCAAAUCCUUCAUACGCAAGUUUUUCCCCCUCCCCUCGACUCUUUCAAUACCAUAAGCCCAAACAUCACAGUUGAGCGCACGUUUCUGAAUCAACAGAGAGAUUGUUUACACGAGAAUCAACAACAAUGGAGAAAGGCGAAACCUCUGGCUCCAAUUCUUCCAGUGAUGAUGUCUGGGCUAAACUAGUGCCACUGAACUCGAGCUAUCCAGAUAUAGAAUUGAGAUUGAAUGAGGAGACAAUUUGCUCAGACAUAAAAACCCUUCCAUGUGAACAGCAAGUAUGGUGCCAGAUAACUAGGGAGAAGGAUCAUACCUCUGCCUUAAUGAAGAAUAAGUGUUGUAGUUCGAUCCUUGUUGAUGGUGCGGUCAUAAGAGAAGAUGAUACGGCCACCAUUAGAUGUGGCAGCGAAAUGAUUCUGGGUCCCGCGGCUGAUGGGUUCUUGAAGUAUGUGUUCAAAGUAAUGCCUGCAAAAGAAAUUUGCAAGAAACAGCUGAAGAUAACUCUAGAUCCUGAGCAUGCCAAGUGCCCAAUAUGCUUAAAUGUUUGGCAUGACGUAGUAACUGCAGCACCAUGUCUUCACAAUUUCUGCAAUGGAUGCUUUUCAGAGUGGCUAAAAAGGUGUCAAGAAAGACGUUCUAGUGUUAUAUGUCCUCAGUGCAGAGCAGUUGUGCAAUUUGUUGGAAGAAACCAUUUUUUGCAUGGUAUAGAAGAGGAUAUAUUGCAAUCUGAUUCUUCUCUGAGGCGUUCGGAUGCAGAACUUGUACUACUGGAUUCCUGUUCAUUAAUUAAGUCACCCCUCGUUGUUAGCCGUGGAAGAAAUGUGAGUCACAAGCGGUCCCGUGCUCCACCUGCUGAGGAGAGUGGAAGGGAUUUGUCAUGUCCUCAGUGUGGUACUGAAUAUGGUGGUUUCCGGUGCAAUGAUAGAACAGUUCAUCUUCAAUGUCAAACAUGUUCUGGCAUGAUGCCUUCUAGAUCAAAUGCUCCUGUGCCACAGCACUGUUUAGGAUGUGACCGAGCAUUUUGUGGUCCCUACUGGCAUGCUAUGGGGGUUGCUGAUUCUGAUGUCUAUUCUGUAUGCAGUCAUGAAACUCUAAAGCCUAUUGCUGCCCAUUCUCUCACUAGAAUACCAUUUUUGGCACAUGAAAAGAAUCGACACGAACAAGAUAUAACAGAGAAAUGUAUCAGGCAGAUGGAAAGACCAUUGCAGGAUGUGAUUUCAGAAUGGAUAAGAAAAAUGAGUAACCGGGAAGUAGAUAGGACAAUGCUUCCAUUGAAUCACUCGGAAAUGAUUACUCCCCAGACCUAUGUUUGCCGCGAUUGCUAUGACAAAUUGGUCUCAUUCCUAUUAUACUGGUUCCGGAUCACAUUGCCAAAACAUUGUCUACCUCAAGAAGCACAGCAACGAGAAGACUGCUGGUAUGGAUAUGCAUGUAGGACACAGCACCACAACGAGGAGCAUGCUCGUAAGAGGAACCACGUCUGUCGUCCGACUAGGGGUGCUCGUACGCCUUGAUGUACGUUUUGCUAUCACUUUUGGUGCCAAUCCAUUUUGUUCUCGUAACAAAUUUGCGUUCCAUAAUUUGCACUUUGAAUGGUUUCAUGUUCUUUUCGUUAGGUGCUAUUAUUGCAAAUUGCAGUUGCUUCAUAUUUCUGCCGUCUUAUCUUCUCUGCUCGUCUUGUAUUACUUUUUUAUUAGUGUAAAUAUAAGAAAUAAUAGUGUUAGCCAUAA
Salvia miltiorrhiza (redroot sage) is the source of this 1759-nucleotide messenger RNA. RefSeq lists its product as uncharacterized. The record is from RefSeq and is a predicted model, not a curated record. The transcript is spliced from 15 exons. The coding region runs from base 155 to 1543 and encodes 462 amino acids. Lineage: Eukaryota; Viridiplantae; Streptophyta; Magnoliopsida; Lamiales; Lamiaceae. Gene Ontology annotation, cellular component: nucleus. Gene Ontology annotation, molecular function: metal ion binding; ubiquitin-protein transferase activity. Gene Ontology annotation, biological process: ubiquitin-dependent protein catabolic process; protein ubiquitination; mitotic cell cycle checkpoint signaling.